Cuscuta epithymum is the source of this 1844-nucleotide messenger RNA. The record is from the annotation of a GenBank genome assembly. Lineage: Eukaryota; Viridiplantae; Streptophyta; Magnoliopsida; Solanales; Convolvulaceae.
UACAAACUCAGUUCAAUAUAUCUUCGUUUGAUUCUUUACAUGGUAUCAGAGCCAAAUCGAUCCAUGGUGUGGGGCCCCUUAUGAAAAAUGACGACACGAUAAAAAAAAUGACGAACCGAUAAAAAUGAAUGACGACACGAUCCAGACGAAGUGUCUGGUCGUGAGGAGGGGUGUUAAAUGUCCCACAUCGGAAAAUUGAGAAGCACAAGAGUGGUAUAUUAAGCUUCGGGCUACUCCUCCUAACAGGUUGACCUUUUAGGAUGGAACCCCGAGUCUUAACAUGGUAUCAGAGCAGUGACAUAGAUCCUGCGAUUUCUCGAUCAACAAUGGCUACCGACUCCAACGGCAACGACGGCGGACGAAGGAAAAUCAAUGAUAUUUCUUCUCCGUAUUACCUAUCAAGCGCUGAUUUCCCAGGGAUGAAUAUCUGUGGGAUGAUGCUGAAGGGCGAAUCGAAUUACCGCGAGUGGUCUACGGCUAUGAAGAACGCUCUGCGGGCGAAACGGAAGGUGGGAUUCAUUGACGGUAGUAUCCCACAACCAACGACGAACACUGCGGACUCGGAAGAUUGGGUGAUUGUGAAUGCUAUGAUCGUUGGAUGGCUCAUGACGGCCACUGAUCCGGUGCUUAGGUCGAAUUUGACCUACAUGGAUAGUGCCUUGAAGAAUUUUUGGGAAGUUCUGAAAACCCGAUUUUCUGUGGCCGAUCCAAUGCGAAUAUAUGAAUUAAAGGAGGCAAUUCGGCAGUGCCGGCAGAAGGGUCAAACUGUUACGGCGUAUUUCGGAGAACUCAAAACACUUUGGGACGAUUAUGACGGGCUCCGGGCUAUACCGCAGUGUAAGUGUAAUAGGUGUACCUGCGAUCUCAAUAAGCAAUUCCUUAGGCUUAUUGAAAUUGAGAAAACCCAUGAGUUUCUUCUCGGCCUUGAUCAUGACGGUUUCGGCGUACUGCGUUCCAAUAUCUUAAGCAAGGAUGACCUGCCGUCAAUGACCAAAGUUUACCAGGCUGUGACUCAGGAAGAGAGGACCCGUAACGUGAUUAAAGGCAGAGAAGAACGAACUGAAGUUAUGGCUUUAGCUGCACGAACCGGAGACGGACGAGAUGAGAAGAUUAAGUGUACAUACUGCCACAAAACUGGACACGACGUGGACAAUUGCUUCAAGAAAACUGGACGCUACCCGGAGUGGUGGUAUGACAACCCCGGACGAGGAAGAGGAAGUGGCCGGGGAAAAGAAAGAAGUGGGCCUGGCCGCGGACGAGGGAAGGCAGUCGCACACGCCGCCAUGAUUGGAGAAGCAUAUGAAGAGAAACACAGAGAAGGCGCUGAACAGAAUACGGUGUCGGGGCUUUCCGAUGAACAAUGGAAGGUAUUGCUGCAACUAGUUGAAAAAAGUAAGGCCACAUCCUCGGGAGAUAAAUUAUCAGGGCCUACCUUCGAGGACGCCGAUUGGAGUGGCUAAACGGAAAGGAGGAGUUUAUUAUUUUCACUGUCUGGACAGAAUUCAAGCUCAUUCAAUCAAGGGUGUACAUUCAGGUGAAUUGUGGCAUUCAAGAUUAGGGCAUCCGUCCAAGACAGUUCUGCGUUUAGUUAGUAUAUUGAAUAAUUCCUUGUUUCCAGUUAUUUGAAUAAUGUUUGUGAUGCGUGUUUACGUGGUAAACAAACUCGUGAUUCUUUCAAUUAUAAUUUAGCUAAAGCUGUUGAACCAUUUGAGUUGAUUCAUUGUGAUAUCUGGCGCCCGUAUAGAACACCUGCCACGUGUGGUGCACGUUAUUUUUUAACAAUAGUGGAUGAUUACUCGCGGGCAGUGUGGGUACAUUUGAUUUGUGAUAAGGGUGAGGUACGA